This is a messenger RNA of Serinus canaria (Common canary), 1988 nucleotides long. It is a transcript of the gene MRNIP, whose product is annotated as MRN complex interacting protein. Gene Ontology annotation, biological process: mitotic G2 DNA damage checkpoint signaling. Lineage: Eukaryota; Metazoa; Chordata; Aves; Passeriformes; Fringillidae. Gene Ontology annotation, cellular component: nucleus. The coding region runs from base 627 to 1880 and encodes 417 amino acids. The transcript has 7 exons. The record is from RefSeq and is a predicted model, not a curated record. Gene Ontology annotation, molecular function: chromatin binding.
AAAGGCCAAAAGCACAGGGACCCGCGGGCCGAGCAGGAGCGUUCCCGUCGAGGAUGCUGCAGCGCCGGCGCUGGGUUUUCUGGAGCAGCGAUGUCCCCGAUGUUCCGGGUGGAGCGGCACAGCUUCACUGGGUCAGAUGCCCCUUUUUAUCCUGUUUUUUGUCCCUUUGGGUUGGUUUCUGUUGGGAUCCUUCAUUUGCAUGAAGGUUUAAGGCGCUUAAUUGGCCCAUUACAGUUCUGUCCAGGGCGGUUUCGCUUGGGGGGUGCUGCACUUUACUGAGGUGUAAUGCGGUACAUUGAGUACUGUAUUUCUUAUAACUACCCUUUUAACCCCUUUUACAAUAUAACAACCAAACUAACAAUGCUUAACAAUUAUCAACUAUUCUACAACAGUUCCUAACCUAUUUUUGACACAGAUCAACACAUCUCCAGGUCGGUGCAAACCUGACCGGUGCCGAUGCGGCUGCAGACAGGAAGGUCACCCACGGCCAGCCGGUCCCUGCAAAGCGGGGUUUGGUCCCCUGAAGGGUGCUCGGCCCGUGACCUGAUGCGUUUGGUUUGUGAGAGUGGAGGGCCCGUCCCGGCCCAGUGUCCCUGCCCGGUGUCGCUGCCCGGCCGUGGUUCCCGAUGUCUUUGCCCGCUGCCCGGUGUCCCUGUCCGGUGCCGGUGUCCCUGCCUGGUGUCCCUGUCCGGUGCCGGUGUCCCUGUCCGGUGUCCCUGUCCGGUGCCGGUGUCGCUGCCCGGUGCCGCCGCCGAGGGGCGCUGGCGGCUCGCUGCGGGGAUCACGUGACCGCAAUGGCGCAGCAGUUCUGGGUUCUGAGGUGUUGCUGCUGCCGCCGCUUCCAGGGGCAGCAGGCCAAGCGCAGCAGGCGGUGGAGCUGCAGCGUGUGCGGCCAGCGGCAGGCCGUGCAGAAGGUUUAUGGGCAGGGCUCGGGCCUGGAGUGCAGGCGCCACGUCCAGAAGCUGAACUUGCUGCAGGGUGAAGCAGAGGAGGAGCUGGGUUGGACAUCUUGGUGUGUAGAAGACUCUGUAAACGACAGCAAAAAUAGAGCAGCACAGCAUGAGGACAGUUCAGUCCAGCAGGAGGGAAGGACAGAAGGCAGUCGCUGGAGUAAAUAUCUGGACCAGGAGAGUGAGGAUCAGGAAGAUGAGGAGGAGGCAGCUCUGGAAAGGCAACAGUUCUGUUCCCAGAGAAAGAACACUGUGGGAGAACAAAGGAAACACCUGAAGCGCUUCCUCUCCAGCGAUGUUCCGGAGCAUGCAGAAGAAAGUGGAGUUUCUCAGCUUGUCUAUCAAGCCAAAAAAGUUAAAACCGCUGAGUGCAAGAAAUACUUUGUAGCAGUGCCUGAUGGAGACGCUGGUUCUGGAGGCAGUGUGGUUCCUGCUGUCUGUGAGACUGUAGUGCCUGAGGAGAAUACACAGCCCCCAACUUGUACCAAACCAUCCAAGUGGGGAAAAUUUCUCUCAUUAUCUGACAGCUCUAGUGAAAAUGCUGCUGCAGUGACCAUGGCACUGCAGGAGGACAGUGGAGGUGUGGGGCUGGAGAGCACAGCUGCUGGGGAGGCCUGGAGAUGCUCAGAUCAGGCUGGAAGAACUCUGCCUCAGGGUACAGGUUUUAAAUUUAAAAAGCAUGUUGCUAGCACUGAGGAUCUGGCCUCAAGACUGCCCAGCAGCAGGUGCUCAGUUGAGGAUGUGCUCAGAGACUCUCACAACCAGGUGCUAAGGGUGGGAUCUGCUGCAGAGACCACUGCAGGAAGGUGCUGCUUGGAUACCACGGGGAGGCCAAACACCCUUGUUAACUCUUACCCUGGGCCAAAGCUGAGCAAUGUUUCUUGUGAGCAACUUUUCUGCACAGGUGAGGAGUUUGAUGAUGAUCUCUGAAGUUCAGGCAUCUUUGGCAUGUCUUUCUUGGCUCUAAUGUAUUUGAGAUGUUGUUUACUGAGACAAUUUUGAACUAAAGGUGGUUUCACUCAAAGCCAUAGAGAACUG